Molecule: messenger RNA, 1959 nt
Organism: Chlorella variabilis
Lineage: Eukaryota; Viridiplantae; Chlorophyta; Trebouxiophyceae; Chlorellales; Chlorellaceae
Exons: 3
Coding region: 1-1959 (652 amino acids)
Cellular component (GO): nucleus
Molecular function (GO): DNA binding
Source: RefSeq, a predicted model, not a curated record
AUGCCUGCUGGCCGCGCCAGCAGCUGCUCCCAUCCCAGACUGAAGACCCCCAAGCACUCCAGCGGCGGCAGCCAGGCCCAACAGGGGUCUGCGCCGACCCGCACAUGCCGCGUGCCGGGCUGUAAAGAGCCGCUAGACCCGGGGUACAGCGAGUGCGGCAAGAUCCACACCCUGGAUGCGUUUGAUGAGGGCAGGCACAGCUGCCGAGACAGCCUGGACCGGCACCAGCGCAACCGCCUGGCGCGCCGCCACGAGCGGGGCCAGGCCUCCAGCCACCGGCGGGCAAAGCAGGAUGCGCCAGUCAAGCAGCAGCCGGCGUCAGAACAGUCCGGGCGUCGGGAACAGCAGCAACAGCAGCAGCAGCAGCAGGAGGCGCAGGAGGAGGCACAGGAGCAGCCAGCCCCGCUGCUGGCGCCUGCGCCAAUCCAGCAGACUCCUCCUCCUCCUCCUCCGCAGCAGCAGCAGCAGCCAGCGGCAGCGGCAGCGAGGCCGAAGCGUAGCCGCGCCUCCGCCCCUCUGCCGGCUCGCAGCGAGGCGCUCAGCGCCUCGGCAUCAGCGCAGGGCGCCGCGCCAACUCGCUCAUACACUUCUCCCACCGCCCAGCGCUCGCCCGGGCAGCAGAAGCAGCCCCCGCGGCAGCAGCGGCGGCAGGCGCCCGGCCCCGAGGCCGCCGCCCUGGAGCAGCAGGACUCUGUGGCACUGCCGGGCCUGCCCCAGCUGGCGCAGCUGCUCCCCAUGCCGGCGCCCCCGCCGCCGCCGCUGCCGCUGCCGCUGCCGCUGCCGCUGCCCGACGCGGAGCCACGCCGGCUGGCAGGCCCAGGCUGGCAGCCGCUGCGCCAGCAGCACCAGCACCAGCACCAGCUCCAGCAACACCAGCAGCAGGGGACGGUGGUGGAGGUGGCGGUGCGGGUGCACUCGACGCCCUGGCAGCACCAGCCAAGCUGGCAGCAGCAACAGCAGCAGCAGCAGCCUUGGCAGCAUGUGGCGCAGGUUCCGCUGCCACCACUUCCUGCACCGCCCCAGGCCACAGAGGAGGAGCAGCAUCUUCCAGUGCCUGCCGACCUGCCGCUCCUCUCCGUGAUGGUAGAGGGCGGCAGCGACCCGAGCCCCUCCCCACACCUCGUGCGCCAGGCCCUGCAGCUGCUGGAGCAUCCCGAGCUCGACGGCUCCGACCCGGAAGGGGAGGUGCCCAGCGAGGAUGAGAUGGCCAGCAUCAGCCAGGAGCUGGGCAUCCCGCUGAAGACCGCCGGCAGCACCCCGCGCAGCGUCUCCGCCAUCCCCGGCCCCGCCGCCGCCGCCGCGCACCAGCCGGGGCUGCCGCCGGCCAGCCAGCGCGAGCGCGGCGAGGCGCGGCAGGGCGAGCCCGCGACCAAACGGGCGCGGGUGGAGGGGAGCGCGGCGGCGGCGUGGCUGGCGCGCAGCGCAAGCGCUCGCAGCGGCUGGGGGGCGGCGCUGGCGCCGCUGCCGCAGGCGGGCACGCCCACCAGCGGCCUGUCUCCGGCCGCCGCCGCCCUCUCCUCCAUCCCUUCGGGCGACUCGUCUGCGCUCACCGCCAUCAUGCCCCGCGCCGGCUCCUCAGCCCUGCACCCCCAGCAGCUCACCCUGGCACCUGCCGCCUCCUCCGGGCCGUCCCACCCAUCCGCGGCCUGGCUGGCGGCGGACGCCCGGCUGCCGCCUCCACCCCCGCUCCCCUCGGCCGCCGCUCCGCCGCCACCCUUCGAUCUCCCGCCCUCCAGCGCAGCCCUGGCACCGGCCCUCUCCUCCAACCCAGUGGGCAUGCACCUCUUCGACACCACCGGCCUGACCAGCAGCAUCAACAUCCUGGUGAGGCCCAGCGACCUGCGGGGCGGCCACUGGCAGCACCACGCCCACACGCACGCCUACACCCACCGCCAUGCCCCGUCCGCCACCCGCCCGCAGCCUGAUGGCAGCGAUGGGGCGGAACCCGGGCCGUUUUGA